This is a messenger RNA of Xyrauchen texanus (razorback sucker), 6380 nucleotides long. It is a transcript of the gene fbxo10, whose product is annotated as F-box protein 10. The record is from RefSeq and is a predicted model, not a curated record. NCBI's taxonomy places the organism in Eukaryota, Metazoa, Chordata, Actinopteri, Cypriniformes, Catostomidae. Gene Ontology annotation, molecular function: protein binding. The transcript has 12 exons. Bases 308 to 3118 code for a protein of 936 amino acids. Gene Ontology annotation, biological process: ubiquitin-dependent protein catabolic process; regulation of apoptotic process; protein ubiquitination.
UGUUGCACAGUAAAAGCCAUGUUGCCUAACAACUGUGUCAGACAAGAGGGAAAACUACUUCGGUUGAAUUUAGAAGUCGUUCGCAGAGGAACAACAUCCCCGCCUCCUGAAUGAACAUACAAGCGCCCUGUUUUCCACGCCUCCAAUAAAAAAGAAAAAACGCCAAGAAUUUUGUGAUUUUCACCAGAUGGAUGUGUCGCUUCAGCACGCAAUCUCGUCAGCAAAUAGAAAAUAGCAGUGAUGAUACGUGUGUUAAAAUGGUUGCUGAAAACAUCAUGAUCAAAGAUGAACUUCCCAGUGAGCUGGCAUGGUCCUGAAAGAUAUGGAGGUGGGAAAUCUGCCUGCUGAGCUAUGGCGCCUCAUCUUGGCAUACCUGCCUCUGCCAGACCUGGGCCGCUGCUGUCUGGUGUGCAGAGCCUGGCGUGAGCUUAUUCUGAGUUUGGACAGCACACGCUGGCGCCAGCUCUGUCUGGGUUGCCCUGAAUGCCGCCACCCAAACUGGCCUCUUCGCCCCAACCUGUCUCCGCCCUCCUGGAGAGAGGCUCUCCGUCAGCAUGCUCUUGCCAGCCGUACCUGGACCCAGAAUGGCUCUGAGCUCCACUCGUCUGCCUGCCUCCACCUUUUCCGUCGAAGGAAAGAUCGCAGGGUUUGGCAUGUUGGCACAGUUGCAGGUGGUGGCUAUGAGACUCUCCGGGGGGCACUAGCUGCAGCAGGUCCGUACGAUAAAGUGGUGCUCCAUGCUGGUGUGUAUGAGGAGCAGGUGGAGGUGGCCCUCAAGGUGCCUGUGGAGAUUGUCGGAAUGGGGAAGUUGGGGGAUGUGUCGUUGUUGGUGAGCUUUGAUCAACAAUGCCCAACAGCGAGGCUGUGCAAUUUGGUGUUCAUGCCAGCAUGGUUUUCACCUGUGAUUUAUAAGACGUCCUCCGGUCAUGUCCAGUUGGACAACUGUAACUUUGAGGGCUGUCAGCUGCAUAUUCGAGGGCCAGGGACAUGUCAAGCCCGUUUCUGCUCCUUUGCCCAGGGCAGCUCUGCCCAUUUUCUGGGUGUGGCCAUUAGUUUAAUGGACAGCUGUGAAUUCUCGGGUGGAGACUCUGCAUCUGUAACUGUGGAAGGCACACCGGUAUCUGAACGCAACUGGGCCUGCAAGCACCUGGUUGCCUUGGCCAAGACCUUUGCCAUGAUGACUAGUAAUUGGUCAACGGAACUAUCCAACCAAGAGGGGAAAGAAUGUAUUUACGGAGACACACCCUUAGAGAGUCUUAACACAAUGGAGGACUGGAGUAAACAGGAAGUAGACUGGACCAAGCAGAAAGGAGGAGAUAAUGUUCUUCUUCCAGGUCAGGAUGGCACAGUAAUUGAGGAAGAUGGGAUGGAAACAUCAAGCGAGUCGAGUGAGGAAGACUAUCAAGAAAAUGAGAAAAUCACAGAGCUGCAGAGGGAUUCAGAGGCACGGGAGUUAGCCUCAUCAGUUCAAGGCUGCCUGCUGCGGCGCUGUCUGCUGCGCGAUGGAAAAGGUGGCGUGCACCUCUGCAAUCACGGUCAAGCUCGACUGGAGGCUAACGUGUUCAGAGGUCUCAACUAUGCAGUGCGCUGCAUCCAGAAUGCCAGAAUGGUGAUGUUGCGUAAUGAAGUGUGUGGGUGCAAGGCGUCUGGAGUGUUCCUGCGACUCUCUGCUCAAGGUCUCAUUGCUGAGAACAACAUCCAUUCAAAUGGAGAGGCGGGACUAGACAUCAGGAAAGGCGCCAAUCCUAUCAUACUGUGUAACAGAAUCCACAGUGGCUUGCGUUCUGGGAUCGUUGUCCUGGGCAACGGGAGAGGUUCAAUUCGCAGUAACCAGAUCUUUGGCAACAAGGAAGCUGGCGUGUACAUUCUUUUCAAUGGCAAUCCUGUGGUCAGUGGAAAUCACAUUUUCCAGGGGCUUGCCGCAGGCAUUGCUGUCAAUGAAAACGGAAGAGGACUGAUCACUGAGAACGUUAUUAGGCAGAAUCAGUGGGGAGGUGCUGAUAUCCGGCGAGGAGGUGAUCCAAUCCUGCGUAAUAACUUCAUCUGUUAUGGCUACUCAGAUGGAGUGGUGGUGGGAGAGAGAGGGAGAGGCAUCAUUGAAGGCAAUCACAUAUAUGGCAACAAAGGCUGUGGAGUGUGGGUUAUGUCCUCUAGUUUACCUCAGCUCAUUGGAAACUAUAUUACACAUAACCGCAUGUACGGGCUGGCUGUCUUCUGCCGGAAGGACACAGAGUCUGGACUGAGCCGAGGUGGCUACCGCCCUCUACAUGAGAGAGAUAGAGGAGUGGGACUUGCAGAGAGGGACAGAGGAGGGCCAGAGAACUUCAAUGAGGAAGGAGAACUGAUGGCAUGGGAAAGCGAUAUCGACAGCGAAGACGAGCACUUUUGCUCUCGUCGGCCAAUCACAGUUGCUCUAGUGGAAAACAACUGCAUGAGCCACAACGGAGCUGUUGGAGUCUAUGUAAAGAGUAGUGAACCUUUGAAUGUGGUGGCUAACAUGGUGAACAAUAACAGAGGAGCUGGCGUGUCUAUCAUUCAGAGUGCUCAGCUGACACGCUUAGUUGGCAACUGUGUCCUCUGUAAUGGCUGGAUGGGUGUGGCGGUGGACAGAGAGUGCCGAGUAGAACUGCGCGGCAAUGGCAUUUACAGCAACGGUUGUCAUGGUGUCUGCUUCCGAGGCGAUGGGCUGAUUGUGGAAAAUGAUGUGGUUGGAAAUAAUGCUGUUGGAAUACGAGUGAUGGACAGUGCAGAUGUUAAAGUUUUGAGGAAUCGCGUUCAGGCAUUGCGAGGUUAUGGGAUUUCUGUGAAGGAGCGGGUCAGAGGUGUCGUUCAGGAAAACCUGGUUUUUCAGGGCCACCCGAUGAGUACUAAAGCCCCAAUACGGACAAAACUGCAGAACCUGGAGUGUGUCGUACUUAACAAUUCUCUGCUCAAACCCAGAUCACAAACCCUUUGGGCCUUGGAAAAUCCACCUCCUCGUCCCCACAUUAGUAAUGCCUCCAGUGUCACCCCCUCAACCCACCCUGCUCACCUUGCCAUCACCAUGACAAACAGAAUCACUGCCUCUGUAGAAAGUGGUUGCCAUAACAACGGCAGCAUCUUCUGCUGUAUUCUAUGAGGUACAUAGCCUCAUAGCUCUUCUGCUGUAUUCUAUGAGGUACAUAGCCUCAUAGCUCUUCUGCUGUAUUCUAUGAGGUACAUAGCCUCAUAGCUCAAUGACAUGAGAUAGACAUUCAUAAAAUGUAUUCCUCAAUGUAAUUCCUUAAAGGGAUAGUUCACUCAAAAAAGAAAAUUCUAUCAUCACUAACCCUUAUGUUGUUUCAAUUCUUGACUUUCUUCUGUGAAAUACAAAAGAUUAUAGACAGAAUGUCACCAUUAACUUUCUUUACAUCUUUUUUCAUUCAAUAAAAGUGAAUAGUGACUUUGGCUAACAUUCUGCUUACAUUUUCUUGUGCGUUUCACAGAAGUCAUAUACAUUUGGAACAACAUGAGGGUGAGUAAAAUAUUUUAGCGUGAACUAUCCAUUUGAACCACCUGAGCAGAGAAGGAAAGAAGGACGGAGUAGAGCUUUAAGAAAUUCUUCACCAUGCUUGGCUGGAGGAAGAACAAUAAAAAAAAUGUUUUGCUGCCAUCCCACACAAUACAGUGCACAUUUGUAAAGCUCAAACUUGCUUUAAUCACAUUUUUAUGAGACAGAACUAGACUGGAAGACUGUGAAAUUAAGAAUGGCUGGAAGACAUUUAUCAACAAUUGAAGGAACUUCAGCCUGUUAUUAUAAUUUUACAGUAGCUGUAAACACAAAGUCAGAAGGGAGAAAGAGACCGACAUGGGAAGUAGAGGAGAGAGACUGUGCAUGUGACUAUCUCUCUUGUUCCAGAAGAACAGAUCUCUUGCUGAAAAUAGAUGAUAAACAGGUUCUCUGCACCCUGGGAAUUGUAGUCCUACUGGCUUCUGCUGAGAUUCUGCAAUGAUAACAACAUCACAGCACAGCACUUACACUUGGUACAAAGAUGCAGCCAGGUUCAGCUUCAUCACAUCAAGGGGCGAUAUUCAAGAAUUUUUAUGAACUUGUCAACCCUUCAAUCAUGUGCACUUUUCUCUUACAACCUGGCAACCCAAUUUCAACAAACUAAAUAUAAAGGUUUGGAUGGAUAUCAGAAGAAAUAAUUUAAAGGUCUUAAAUGUGAUUUCACAGUCACUGAUCCAAAUGAAUGAAUUGUUUAUUUUGAACUGUAUAUGCAAUAGGUGCUGUGAUGGCAGUUUUACUAUUUUUGGAAUGUAUAAACCAAUAUAUUGGUCCAGCUGAAUAGUAGAACCAUAUUAAAAUCAUUUUGAGGCAUGUUCUGAUGUUAAAACCUCAGUAGGUUAGAAAAUAAUGGACACUUGUUGAAAAGUAUAACUUGAAAUUAAAUUAGUCUUUAAAUAGUUCUCCAAGUCAAGCAGCAUGGGUGAAAGCAAAGCUUGAAACUGGGUUGGUUUUCUCAAGAGACUGGCUAUGUUCGGAAUAGCUUACUACACUACUACUCUUACUAAUGCUGCAGUACGUAUACUGAGUGUACACGUUGUGCAAAUUUUCUGUAUGCAUAGAAUACCCAGAUGACCAACUACAUUUGCCAAAAUAGGUAGUAUACAAUAGAGCACACUUCCCAAAUGUACUGUAUCCAACAAUGUAAUGCGCUUGGCUUGACCUUCCAUUUCCAGUGUGUUUUUGGUUUGUUCUGAGCCAAAACAGUAUUUUCAGUUCCGCAGCCCCCUUUCCAAAUUAUAAAUGUUUGGAACGAAAUAAAAGAACAGUCAAUAGCAUUCUGUUUAAAAUGACCAUACUCUGUGUUUAGGAUGAAAUGCCAGUUGCAGCAUUGCCAGAUCUCGCAAGAGAAACAAACAACCUGGUCUGGAUAAACAAGCUCAAUAAAGGGGCUUGUCUUACCCAAAGUAUGUAUUCUUCAUAUUAAAUAUAUCCCCUGAAUGAUUUCAAGUAUACAUCUGGCCAUCUAAACUUAAUAUCCCAAAUUUCUAUUUCCUACAUGCAAACACUGCGUGGGCUCAUUUGGUCUAAACACCACCUUAUGCGGACCAAAUAAUUUAAAUUCUCUGUGUACCCACUGAGAGCUGAGAUGUUCUCUCUAAUAGAGUCCCAAUUCAACUUUAUACUGAAUGAAUAACUAAAGCAGAAGGGAGCACACACUCAAUCCUGUUGGCUCUUUAGCUGUAAUAAGCCAUAUGAAAUCAAACAUUAUCAAAAGAAAGGUCAAAGUAAAAAAUAAACUAUGGAUUAUUUAAUUUGAAUACAAAUCUGCUUCUCAGUCAGAACUCAGCAGCAUUAAAUCUAUGUUAAUGCAUCAUAUCUAACAAUAAAUCAGUAGACUCUGAAACAACUGAGAAAUGUACUUUUUACCUCUAAUAUAUUUCCUUGUGUCUGGAUUAACCUUGCAUGUAGGCCUAUAUGUUGUAAUUACAAUAUAUAUAGUUGUUAAAGUAUUUAGCGUGUAAUGGAAGGCUGUAUCCACAAUGUGCAAUUCGGCAUAGAAAUGUGUGGUGCAACGGUUUACUUCAGGAUCAAAGCACAUGCUUAUUAUGUUCUACUAAAAGAUAGCUGCCUCUUUUUCUGGGCAACAGAAAGUGUUGUAAUUCUGAAAAUUUACUGAUAAACCCUUUGGUCUUUGGUUUCAUUAAAAUAUCUAAACAAAAUAAACUGGUUAUUGACCAGUUACCAGCAUUUAAAAUUAUGUUUUCACUCUGGAACAUUUCAAAAGGGAUUUUGUUCCCAUUUUUGGUUACGUUCUGCAAAAGUUUUUGUUCGUUUUCAUUCCUUGAACUCUUUUUAGUUCCUGUAAAAGACAUGUUUUUACAAAUUUGUUACACAAAAUUGUAUAUAUUUUAGGUAUUCAAGAAAACACUAGUAUAAUACUUUUAAAUGUUUAUCGUGGAAUAAUACGUACUGUUUCACAUACUAUUUUAUUUAUUUUUAUAAAAUAAGCAACAUACGGGGUACACUGCACAGUAAGUAGUAGGCUAGUAUUUAAUUCCGAACAUCAUUCAGAAUUAAGUUCAGAAUGGCGAACUAUCAAACUACUCUUACAAUUUACUACCAUAUAUAGCUAUUGCAGAAAUAGUAGUAUUGUAGUAUAUAAUUCCGAACACUGCCACUGGUCUUAUAAUGGGAUUUCCCCCCUAAAGUCUUUUAGGAGUUUAAUGCCUCACACCAGUCCUUCUAUUUCAAAAGGUAGCCAUCAUAUGUUAGUUUAACAGCUGGCUGAUUUGUAAUGUUUUCAUACCAACUAUUGGUAUGAUUGUUAAGUGCAAUAUGUAUCUACAAUGUGCCUUUUUUACAGAGUGGUUUUUAUACUUACUGUACAGUACAAAUAUAAUGGCUUUCCAUU